GUGAAGCCAAGAUCGCGAAAAUGGUCAAGCUCCUCCUUUCCCUCUUACUGAUUGCGCCCGCGGCUGCAUUUCUGUCGACGUCAUCGCAUGCCCGGGGCUCGCACACUCAGGUCUCCGAGACUAAGGAUGAUCUUGCUGUUCUCGCAGGCGAGCUCAAUCCAGUGGUUGGCUUUUGGGAUCCUCUUGGCUGCCUGAACCUCGACUUCUGGCAACUUGGGACCGAGGGCACAAUCGGGUACCUCCGCCACGCGGAGAUAAAGCAUGGCCGCGUCGCGAUGGCCGGUUUCCUUGGCUAUCUAGUGCAGUCCACCGAUUUCGUCUCUGGACCGCAUAAUAAUCUACCUUUCCCGGGUUACGAGGCGGGCCUCACCCCCCCCGAGCAGUGGGACGCCAUACCACUCUGGGGCAAGAUCCAGAUUGUCACCUUUGUUGGCAUGCUCGAGUCCUAUGGUGAAUUACUCCCUGUUCACUACACAAAGGGCGGUGUCCCUGGCUACUACCCACCCAUCAAAGGCAACCGUCCCGAACUCGUACUCAAUCUCUACGACCCCUUCAACUUCUUCUCGCGUAUGACCCCAGAGGCUAAAGAAGCUGGCCUCGUGAAGGAGAUUAACAACGGCCGCCUUGCGAUGAUUGGCCUUUUCUCCUUCCUUGCCGAAGCCCGAGUUCCGGGUUCGGUACCUGUCCUUACGGGCAUCAUUCCUCCAUACAACGGGAACAUCAUGAUUCCCUUCGAAGGCGACUUCUCCUUCUUUGGCUAGGAGCGGCUGGCCACCACCUUGCACGAGUGCAGACGAAGCUCAACACCGCACACUAAGCCCCGGGUGCGCGACCAAGGCCGAAAACAAGGGCUGGGCGCGCCCAUAGAAGUAUUUAUUCAUUAUUUGCGGCCGCCGGCCGUAGUAUGUC
Aureococcus anophagefferens is the source of this 909-nucleotide messenger RNA. RefSeq lists its product as hypothetical. The transcript is spliced from 4 exons. Lineage: Eukaryota; Pelagophyceae; Pelagomonadales; Pelagomonadaceae. Bases 21 to 761 code for a protein of 246 amino acids. The record is from RefSeq and is a predicted model, not a curated record. Gene Ontology annotation, cellular component: membrane. Gene Ontology annotation, biological process: response to light stimulus; photosynthesis, light harvesting in photosystem I.